CAGAAAGAAUGUUUUUUUUUUAUACACACACACUGUAUGGCAACAUCAAUGUUGUUUGUAAGUGGCAUAAUGCUAGGCCGCCAACACGCACUCUCAGUCUCAGUCUCCGUCGCUGGGAAAGAACAUCGCAGGAAGUCCGUCCGCAUUUUCAGCCCGUCUUCGCAAGGAGCCAUGGCCGACGUGGAGCUGACCCCCCUCCCGAGCAGGAACAACCUCCCGCCGUCCCCCGUAGCCCCUCGUGACGAAGCCACGCGGAACGAUGACGAUGACGACGACGAGCGCGAGUCCUGGUCGUCGCCCUUCGACCAUUUGGGGACGCUGCUGGGCUUCGUCGGGGGAAUCGGACAAGUCCUUCGAUUUCAGAAUUAUUAUUUCGCUUAUGGAGGAGGAGCUUUCCUAUUCGCCUAUCUUGUCCUGCUGGUUCUCUUCGGGAUUCCUCUCCUGCUGCUGGAGUCCUUCAUAGGGCAGUUCAGCUCCUCCAACAGCUUAGGGGCAUACUCUUCCUACCCUGCGUUCAAAGGUAAAAGCCCAUAGGUACCCUUCGCUUAU
This is a messenger RNA of Penaeus monodon (black tiger shrimp), 549 nucleotides long. RefSeq names its product sodium- and chloride-dependent neutral and basic amino acid transporter B(0+)-like. Gene Ontology annotation, cellular component: membrane. NCBI's taxonomy places the organism in Eukaryota, Metazoa, Arthropoda, Malacostraca, Decapoda, Penaeidae. Gene Ontology annotation, biological process: sodium ion transmembrane transport. The record is from RefSeq and is a predicted model, not a curated record. The coding region runs from base 37 to 534 and encodes 165 amino acids. The transcript has 3 exons.